AUGUCCCCCGUCAACAGCACCCCUCCUCCUCCUGGUGUCUACGUCCCGGCCGUUCUCUUCUUUGACGAGAACGAGGAAUUUGACGUGCCUGCCAUUAAGGCACACAUCCUACGGCUGGCGAAGGUGUGGGGUGUGACGGGGGUACUUGUGCAAGGAAGUAAUGGCGAGGCGCAACAUCUCUCUCACGAUGAGAGGAAAGAAGCUAUACGUCUGACAAGGCAGACGCUUCAUGAGAACGGCUUUCAAGAUGUUGUAAUCAUCGCGGGUACAGGCGCACAGUCUACUCGGGAGACAAAGAAGCUCUGUGCGGACGCCGCAGAGGCUGGAGCGGCUUACUGCCUCGUGUUAACGCCGUCCGUCUGGCCCGCCCAGAUGACAGCCGAAAAGAUUUUUAAGUUCCACCGAGAUGUCGCUGAUGCCUCCCCGAUCCCGACCAUGGUGUAUAACAACCCUUUCGUCACAGCAGGUCUCAACCUCGAUUCAGAUAUCAUCGGCGCUCUCGCCCAGCAUCCCAAUAUUGUCGGUACCAAGCUGUCCCGCGGAACAAUUGGAAAGCUGCACCGCCUAACAUCCUCCGUCCCCGCGUCGAAGUUCGCCACCUUCCCGGGCAUGUCCGACGUCUUCCUACAAGGUCUCGUCUCAGGCAGCGCAGGGCUUAUAUGUGCCCCUCUGAACAUCGCGCCGAAAGCGCACAUGGAGAUUUACAGACUCUAUAAGGCGGGCAAGCUUGAGGAAGCGACGAAGAUUCAGGCACUGCUUGGCCAUGCUGAUUGGGAGCUGCGCAAGCUGGGCAGCAUUGGGGGCAUCAAGGCUGUUGUGUCGAAGCACUUUGGGUACGGCACAACUGUCGUGCGUAACCCGCUCAGCGCUGUGGUCAUUACAACGACCAACACACAGAAGCUGGAUGAGUUGAUUGCGCUCGAGAAGUCGUUGUAGAAGCAGAAGUACUCCUGGUGUAGUGGUAUCUCGCGGUGCAAUGGAUUGCUGCCGUCCACAUCAGCUGCGACUCAUAGCGCCUGUCUCGGCAACAUCGUGCCCAACAUGAGACUUUGUGAGGGGCGAGGUAAUCUCGGUGAGAGCCAAAUUAUUCGUUCUCGCUGUUCCUCGCACCUAGGGCAGUGGACUCCUUCUUCCCUGACCCUUUGCACACUAUGCCGACAUAGCCGAGGUGCAGAGGAUAUCGGUUGCUAGAGAGGAUCAUCGCGCCUUAUUCCGCAGGCACUAGCUUCG
Laetiporus sulphureus 93-53 is the source of this 1230-nucleotide messenger RNA. Its product is annotated as dihydrodipicolinate synthetase. Gene Ontology annotation, molecular function: 4-hydroxy-tetrahydrodipicolinate synthase activity. The transcript has 3 exons. Bases 1 to 936 code for a protein of 311 amino acids. Lineage: Eukaryota; Fungi; Basidiomycota; Agaricomycetes; Polyporales; Laetiporaceae. The record is from RefSeq and is a predicted model, not a curated record.